Molecule: messenger RNA, 171 nt
Organism: Pelobates cultripes (western spadefoot toad)
Lineage: Eukaryota; Metazoa; Chordata; Amphibia; Anura; Pelobatidae
Source: the annotation of a GenBank genome assembly
AUGGAAGGCUGGUACACACUGCUUAAACGAAACACGUUAAAGGAACUGUUGGAGGUUAGUGGAAGGAUUGCUAGUAACAAAACCAAGCCGGUCAUUAUUGCUGAGUUAAUGGAGCUAGACCGGGAGAACUUGGUUGCAGCAACACCGACCGUUUGGGAGAUGGAGACACCG